Spinacia oleracea (spinach) is the source of this 453-nucleotide messenger RNA. RefSeq names its product cysteine-rich repeat secretory protein 1-like. NCBI's taxonomy places the organism in Eukaryota, Viridiplantae, Streptophyta, Magnoliopsida, Caryophyllales, Amaranthaceae. Bases 1 to 453 code for a protein of 150 amino acids. The transcript is spliced from 2 exons. The record is from RefSeq and is a predicted model, not a curated record.
AUGGUCAUGCUAAUAACCCUUAGCUUAAUACUAGUAUCUAAACUUGUUAUUCCAAGUACCCAAGCUUUUGAUUACUUUACCAAUUGUACAGCUAGUUCUAAUUACACCCAAAACAGCCAAUACCAAAGAAACCUAGACAAACUUUUAGAAGAAAUAACUUCCAAAGCUUCACUUUCUGGAUUUUACUAUACAUUUGUUGGUCAAAUCCCUGAUCAAGUCCAUGGUCUUUACCUAUGCCGGGGUGACAUGAGUAAUCAAGGUUGUGGCCAAUGCGUUUACCAAGCUCAAGGUAGUAUCCUCAAAGAGUGUCCGACCCAAAUUCGGGCUGUUUUAUGCAAGGUCAAGUUUGGUACAACAGUAGCUAACAUCACAAGCUCGGAAAAGCUGUAUACCUUAGGGCAGUGCACACUGGACUUGUCAGCGAGUGAUUGUGACCGACUGACCGGCGCUUGA